Alternaria rosae is the source of this 1027-nucleotide messenger RNA. RefSeq lists its product as uncharacterized. Bases 339 to 854 code for a protein of 171 amino acids. The record is from RefSeq and is a predicted model, not a curated record. NCBI's taxonomy places the organism in Eukaryota, Fungi, Ascomycota, Dothideomycetes, Pleosporales, Pleosporaceae. The transcript has a single exon.
CUGAUUGGACGGACAUAGUGGAGCAACGGGAGCACCCGCAAUAGUGCCUUGCUCUCUCCGCGACCAACCUUUUCCUGGAGACAAAACAAGCGUAUUCCAUGUCUUCGGCACAUGCACCAACUUCAAACAGUAGUAUAAACUUACUGUAUGCAGCUUCCCCGUUUUUCGGGACAAUUAAACCAUAUCCCGUGGCGUACCGUGGGGAUCCGCAUGUACCAUGUAGCACUGGUAAUUCUCCGCAUUCAAUGAAAGCAAGCCACAUUCGUAUCUUCCGUCCAUCCCACGAGUUCCAAUCGCACAUCUUCACCUCUUGAAAAUAAUAAACCGGCAACAUCAACAUGAGCAACCACACAGCAGAAGACCCGGCAAAAUCUGCCUUGCCCACCUACACAAUCCUCCGAGACACAGCGCUCGAUUUCAUCAAAGCCCAAGCCCUCGACACCACUUUUCCAGAACGCAUGAACUUCAAUCUUCUGCGUACCUACUGUGCCCCUUCUUUCGAACACUCCUGGGGCCACAACUACGCCGUCUCUCUCACCCCGCCUCUCCAAGGCACACAUUCUCUCGACGACUUCUUCUCCCAUCUACGAUCUAUGCUUCCUAGACUUGAAUCUUGGAAAUCAAAUGUCACAGACAUCAUUGUCGAUCCGGUCAAGAUGAAGGCCAUGCUGCGAAUCAGCUUCAUGAUGCAGGCGAAAGGUGCGACGGAGGGGCAGAUGGUGGAGAAUGAUUUGCUGUGGAUAUUGGAGAUGGAAGAAUUGGGAAGCGGGAAAGUGGGCAUCAAGAAGAGUAUGGAGUUUCUGGAUGGUGCGGCGGCGGGCAGGUUGAGGGAGAUUAUGAUGGGGAUAGCGUAGGCUCAUGAUGAACGAGAAGAGUAUGACUUUGCAGUCUUUCAUAGCUGCUGUUUAUAGACGUUGAGGUCUCGCACUUCUAUCCUGACGUACCAGACGAAUGCCAUCUAAGUUGAGUUGUACCAUGCCUAUAACUCCGUUGCUACCGGUCCAGUAUGGAUAUCGCUAACUCUUCU